Schistosoma curassoni is the source of this 4402-nucleotide messenger RNA. The record is from the annotation of a GenBank genome assembly. NCBI's taxonomy places the organism in Eukaryota, Metazoa, Platyhelminthes, Trematoda, Strigeidida, Schistosomatidae.
AGAGCAAAUUUUCAAUAGCUAUCGGUACUGUGGUGUUUGGCAGGUGAUAUUGGUGUUGUUUGGCCUAGGGGAUUUACGGAUUGCUGAUUGCGAAAUGAGUAUAGUAAAGUUUGAAAAAUUGUCACUGUCGAAGUCGAGGGUUAAAUAUUGUUCAGUGAAGUAUAUGCAUGCAGGUUUUCGGAAAUGAUAGAUUAUAUUUUAGCUGAAAGUUUGGUGAGGUUUCAAUACAUUCAAGUCGGUCAUCAGACAGUAAUGAUAAAUGGUUGGCCUACUAUAAACUCUACAUCAAUACCAGCAUUUUUCCGGUCACUAGAAAACACGUGUUUUGACAACGACAAGUUAUGCAUUAGAUUGUCUUACUUAUCUCUGAGGUAGAUUUCUGUAAGAAGUAACCGUGAAGUAACUUGUUUAUUAUGAUUGGUGUUUACGGCAUAUCAGACACCGACAAAAUUGCUCAAGUUGUUUGUUCAGUCGUGAGCCUUAUCAAACUUUUCGAUUAGCAGGACUAAUAUUAGAGGUCCAGACAUAAAAGGGUAUCCAACAAAUUGUUUGGCAGUUCUCACUAUUUUAUGGAGUGUGUAAUGCGCUAGUUCAGCUGUUUUUUUGUAGUCACUAAAAAAGAAUCCUAACUUCAUGUAACUGAGGUAGGUAAGCGAUAGACGUCAGUGUGGAAACAUUUAAUUUACGUAUCAGUCCCCAAUUUAUACCAGUAAUUCCUGGCCUUUAUUAUUAUUGACUGUGAAUUCUAGCUGUCGAAACCGAAUAACUUUCUCCUUUGUCUGGCUGCCAUGGCUUUUCUAAAAAUAGUUGCGUUUAGGAAGUAAAUGUUUGUUUUCCCUCAAGAACUAAACAAUCGACAUGUAAAUGGCAAGUACUGAGUCUUGGUCGAAGUUAUGUUGAAUAGAUUUAUCCAAAAGUCGCUUGAGUACGUUUUAUCAUACGUCUUUUUUGUUUCAUUUCUUUGGAUAAUUUGUGGGUCAUUAAGACUGAGCAACCACAUUCUUGCAUAUAUGGCUGUUAUUUUCCAUUUAUUUGAAAGCCAAUUGCAUUAGCUAGUUGCUCAGACUAGCGGCGCAAUAAUUGAAAGCCAAUUCAAAACCAUCGUUUCAACUUACAUCUUGAAGUAUCUGUUAUUACCUUCAACUAUUCUUUUGCUUGAAGUUAUGGUGAAAAGUAAAAAAGACUUUCAAAAGGUUCGAGUUAAAGUUGGACGGAAAUUAAAAUGCCGAAACGAGACAGUAAUCAAUUUGCAGAAGAAGAGAAUAAUCCUUCCUAAAGAACGUGAAAUUUGCAAGAUACAAGGGGAUGAAACUAGUGUUCGGAUCUUUGAAGGUUCUAUUCAUUCAUUAAACAUUGAGGAUAGUGCUCUUCGCCAGUCCGCUUUACGGGCUCUCAAUCGUCUCUUGGAUCCACUGGCAAAAGGAAUAACCACAAUUCCAUUUUUAGAUAAAAACGUUUUAUCUCUAUCCAGCAACUUUAUAUCAAAAGUAGUCGAUGAACAUCAGAAACUGUUGGGUUCUACUGUAAAUACAGGGUGUGAUAUUCAAAUAGGAAACUUAAUAUUCGUACUUGGGCGAUUUUGUAGACGAGUUGAUGACCCUCGCUUCUGCGAUGAGAUUUGUCAGCUGUUCGUUAAGAUUGUACAAAUAGCAUAUACUCACCCAAAGAUAUCAGAUAUAAUAUUCGAAUUGGAUCAGGUUGUUCUUAAUCUGUUACACAGAAGUGAACUAGUUUGGAAAUUUCUCGGAUGCCAGCUCUCUGCUUAUACAUUUGGUCUACAUUGUAGGUUAACAACGACUAUGAGCAUAUUGUAUCAACCAUCCAACCGAACAAAAUCAGUUUAUUCAGGAGUUUUCGAUUCACUUCAACAAUCAAUACGUUUUCGAGCUUAUUCUAAUCUUAUGAUUCAAUGCUAUAAUAAUUUAAGACAAAAUCGCACUUUCAAAACUUUAUCGAAGUAUCGUGCAUAUUUGGUUCGAACUACCAUGGUUUAUUUGAAAGAUAAUCAAUAUACGAUGUCUCUGAGUUAUUCUCAAAGUCAUCAUCCUUGGUUGUACUCUUUACCGUAUUUUUCAAACGAAUAUCUUCAACUGUAUAUCCCUUUGAAAGGGUAUUAUCUCAAGGAAUUGAUUGAUUUCCAUCCUACAUCGCGUACUUUUGAUUCUGGUUUAUUCAGUGUUGUCAAACAGUCUCUAAUAUUCCCUUCCUCAAUUAAAAACAUUGUCGUGAAUAAUAGAAAUUAUCAGCAUAAACGGAGUGAGAAAAAUCAAAGGAAUUUUACAAGCAGAGAGAUUUCCGACAGUUCUUCGAUUGCUUAUACUCCAACCUGGUGUCAAGAGGACUACGAUGACCAGGUUAUGAUACAUGGCUUGAUUGGUGAAGGCUUGAUUCUAUUGGAUGAACUAAAUGAAAAUCCGAAUGAGGAAGUAUUAAGCAGCCUGUACUAUCUUCUUCGUGCUUUGCGUGUUGUCUUCGAAACAAAAGAAGUUAGUUUUUUCACUUCUCAUUCUAGUGUGAAACGUGAUUAUUCCGGUUGGAGAUUGGAUGUAAAUGAAAUUUCACCAGAUUUAUCCACAUCAUUGGAGCGUUUUUUGGCCAAAUUUUAUUCAAUCUACCCAUUACAAUUAUCUCCUGAUUCUUCAUUACUUAUGUACAUAAAGUGUAAUAAACAAAAGUCACAAAAAAUUAAAAAUAAUCAAAUUGGAAAUGCUGCAUUUCUUUUAAACUCAAACAAUGGACAAAAAUCAGUUAAUUUAACUAGAAAACAAUUUAAGCAAGAACGUAAACGUAGAAAUAAACAAUUGAAACGUCAGUUGAAAAAUGCUAUUAUUUCUGGUGUUACUGAUGAUAAUAACAAUAAUAAUAAUAUUGACAACGUUGAUGAUCAUAGUGAUUCAACUGUUGUCGACUAUGAUCAUUCAACUUCAACAACUAAUUCCAAUGAUUAUUCUACAAAUAAUACGUUCAAUUCUAUCCGAAGAAUUAGUAAUCCCUCUACAAAGGGUAACCUGAAUAAUCAAAUAUUGUUUUGGAUUCAACUAAUCAAUCAAUCAGCUUUUGAACUAUUCACUUACAUUGAAUAUUAUUCAUUUAGAUGCUCAACAGCAAAUCAUCACUCUCCAUUUCUAUGGCCGCCACCAGAGAAUACUCAAGAGCGGUUAAUCAAGUUGUGGUUUAACCAGUUAUCAAGUUUUGAUCUAUCUAACGCGACAACCGAGUUUUACCAUGAAACCAGCUGUUGGUUGCGUUCAUUUGAUUUGUAUUUGCUGUCACCUUACCGUUUUAAAUGGAAUGUAGAUAUAUCAACGCGAUUGUUUGUUUCACCAGUGAUAGUUUUCUUGGGGCAACUUUUCCAUCUAUUCGCUAUUAAUAAUUCUGUUAAUGGUGAUAAAUCCCUUAGUAAAAGAGAACAUUAUUUAACUGGUCGUUGUGCUGGUCUAUUAACUACUGUCUUAACAAGAGAAUUACUUCGUCUUAAUGAACAAAAACCUGAAUCAGAGAAAAAUUUAAAUGAUGAUGAUGAUGUGUCGGUUGGUAUGGAUGUUGAAUUCAAUUCUCAUGGAGUGGAAUACAAUGAAAUGUGGUUAUGGAACAAAUUACAUAAUCUGUCAGAUGAAAGAAUUAAAUCUCUGCAUGGAUCAAUAUUUCCCACUUUCAUAAAUUAUUUAGUUCAAUUUUCAUUGAAUCAAUCUCCACGUAUUUGUUAUGCUCCCCCAUUAACUGAAGAAACAGUAAAUAUUAUACGAAAUCAAUAUCCUAGUUGUAAUAUUUCCAUUGGUAAUCUUAAACAAAUACAAAUUGUAGAUAGUACUUGGACAGCUUGUCUUCUUCAACUCUAUCAUGUCAAAUAUUCACUUGCUGUAAAAUAUGUUCGUGAGAAUAAAGAAUUGUGUACAAAAUUACAUCUCACUGAAACAUAUUUGGAUAAUUUCACUAUGUUGAGUGUUUUAAAUGAAAAACUAAACGUUCAAUAUGAUACACAACUUUUGAAAGAUCAAACUGGUUGGCUUGUUCCUGGAUUUCUACCAAGAAUCACAGAUGGUCGGUAUACAUGCCCAGUUUUUUGGCGUCCAUUAAAAGAUAAUCGGAACAAAAUAUUGCCUUUAUUGUGAUGUACAUAAACUAUAUUUGAUGAUCUUUGUUUUAUAUUCAUUCUUGUAUAUAUAAGAUCAUCCACUCUCGAAUUUUGUGUUUUUAAGAAUGUCUUCUGUAAAGAAUACCAGACAUGCCUUUUUAUCUACGGUAGGAAACCAGUCAACCAACUGUUGAGUAUAUAGUCGCAUUUUAUCCAGUCGCUUGUCGAAUUUACAGCCACAAGUUCAAAAUUAUUUUUAUCUUUCGCACAUUCACUACGAUUUCUAUCUAACCUUGUACGUAAAUUUUUAAAUGAUCAUUAAGCCAU